GAGUUGAAUAAAUUUAUGGCGACCAAUUUGCUGAUAAAUCCUGUAAAACUACGCUUUUAUACAGAAAGAUAUGAAAAGGAAGAGAAAUUGAUAAAUGUGCGAGACACGUUUGUGCCUACUACUCGUACAAAACCAUUAACUGUCAAGUUCUAUGCGAAACACGACGUUUUCUCCCCGUCGGACGUUAGAGAAGACGAUGUCAACCUGAUUAAACGCCAGAUGGAAAUGAUACCCAAAGACGUUUAUUCGUUUAGGCCGCCGGCGGUGAACAUGGAAUACGGCUGGUUCACCGUACCGCUGGUACCUCUUACCAAGGAUCCACGACUACGCUUCUCCAGGAAGCAAUCGGAUUUUAUCGCGAGUGAGCUCGUACAUCGAAAACUGCAGAGAGGUCUGCCGGAAAAGAGAUUUGCUGGCGUGCCUUUUAGAACAUAAA
Messenger RNA from Vollenhovia emeryi, 436 nucleotides. RefSeq lists its product as uncharacterized. The transcript has 2 exons. The record is from RefSeq and is a predicted model, not a curated record. NCBI's taxonomy places the organism in Eukaryota, Metazoa, Arthropoda, Insecta, Hymenoptera, Formicidae. Bases 16 to 435 code for a protein of 139 amino acids.